Molecule: messenger RNA, 3423 nt
Organism: Thrips palmi
Lineage: Eukaryota; Metazoa; Arthropoda; Insecta; Thysanoptera; Thripidae
Product: serine/threonine-protein phosphatase 6 regulatory ankyrin repeat subunit A-like
Exons: 16
Coding region: 256-3327 (1023 amino acids)
Molecular function (GO): protein binding
Source: RefSeq, a predicted model, not a curated record
AUCAGGAACUGCGAACCCCUUAACCUUUGUUUGUUUACCAUAAUAGUAAUAAAGGGAACGUUUUUUGGAAUGGCAACAAGCUAAAUAUGUUCCUAUAGAUAUGUCCAGUUUUUAUAUCCCAUUUUAUGCCUUCAAUCUUUGACUGACGUUUAUAUUUUCUUAAAUCCUUUUUCACUGUCCUAUUCGAGGGCAUUGUUUACUUCCUUGUGACAGCGAAAGUGCAGCAAAUAUAGAUUAAUAACCUAAGCAUACACUAUGGUAAUUCAAGUUCAGGAACUGAAUGACGAGCCGCCACUUAUUCAAGCAAUAUUUUCUCGAAAUUUGUCUCUUGUGGAGACCCUCUUAGCCAAUCAGGAUGAUGUUAAUCACUUAGAUAGAGAACGACGAAGUCCUCUUCAUGCCGCAGCAUAUCAAAAUGAGCCUGAAAUAGCUGAAAAAUUAAUAGCGCAUGGGGCCCGAGUGGAUCCGAAAGAUUCACGAUGGCUCACUCCUUUACACAGAGCCUGUUGCAAUGAUAGUGGAGAGACUGUUGGAAUUUUGCUCAAGUACAAAGCUAAUGUUAAUGCCAGAGAUAGACACUGGCAAACGCCUUUACACAUCGCAGCUGCCAACAAUGCGAUGCAAAGUGCUACUCACCUUUUUCCAGAACUGACAAAUGUUAAUAUUACGGAUCGUAGUGGACGCACUGGUCUGCACCAUGCUGCUUACUGUAAUCACAAUGAUAUGGUUUUAUGUCUUGUGAGUUUUGGUUGUGCUGUAAAUACCCGAGACAAAAAGGAGCGCACAGCUUUGCACUGGGCUGCAUUUAUGGGGCAUGAAGAUGUAGUUUGGACUCUCCUUCAAAAGUCUGCUGAUGUGAAUGCUAGAGAUAAAAAUAAAUAUACACCUCUUCAUGCUGCUGCAGCUAGAGGUCAUUCUGGAGUUGUGGAUUUGUUGUUACAAAAUGAUGCUGUUGUUGAUGAAAUGAACUGUUAUGGGAAUACUCCAUUACAUAUUGCUUGUUUAAAUGGACACAAGAGUGUUUGUGUAGAGUUGCUGUACAGAAAUGCAAACAUAAAUGCCAUCAAUUUUAGGGGGCAGACACCAUUGCACAUUGCUGCUGCUUCGACUGAUGGAAAAGAGUGCAUGGAACAGCUUUUACUUAAAGGUGCAGAUAUUAAUGCCCAGAGUGAUGAUGGUAGAACACCUCUUCACAUGACUUGCCACUAUGGAAGGUUUACUUGUUCAAAGAUUCUUAUUGAUGCUGGUGCUGAGGUGGACAAAGAGGACAAAAAUGGAUGCACAGCCUUACACAUUGCUGCUCUGUAUGGCCAUGACAUCUUGACAGGAACGCUUCUUUCAGUGGGUGCUGAUCCUAGGAAACCUGGUUAUCAAGGUCGUACGCCACUGCACAUGUGCUGUCUUGGAGGAUAUGUUGAAUGCUGCAGAAAAAUUCUCCAAACAGGAGUAGAUCUAGAUGCACUUGAUCACACUAUGAAGACUCCACUCCAUCUUGCCGCUCAUAGAGGGAGUGUUGACUGCUUAGACCUGUUGGUUAGCAGUGGUGCCGCUUUCCAAGUGCCUGAUGCUCACAUGCGCACACCCCUACACUAUGCUGCUGAGCAGGGCCAGUUUUCUUGUCUCCUCACCUUGGUUGGCCAGGGAGCUAGGGUUAAUCAGCAGGAUAAACUCGGCUGUUCAGCAUUACACCUGGCUGCCAAAUGUGAUACUGAAGGCAACUGUGUGGAAUACCUCCUCCAGCAUAAUGCCAAUCCUAUUCUAAGAGAUUCCCAAGGUUUUACAGCUGUGCAUUAUGCUGUUGAAGGAGGCAAUCAAGUUGGAUUAGAAAAACUACUCUCCGUGCUUACCCCAAUGGAUUUUCAGACUGAUGAUAUGCCUAGGCUCACCCCACUUCAUUUGGCUGCUUAUUAUGGUCACCAUGAAAUUUUAAAGUUAUUGCUUCCAUUUUUUAGCAAUUAUAAUGUGAGGGAACAUAAUGGAAGAACGCCUUUAGAUUUAGCAGCUUAUAAAGGACAUUACAAGUGUGUAGAACUUUUGCUACGAUGUGGAGCACAGGUAUUAGUACAUGAUUUAAGAACCAAACGCACACCUGUCCAUGCUGCUGCAGCAUCAGGGAAUGAAGACUGUAUUCAACUACUUCUUAAUAAUUGUGAAAACAAAGCCGUUGUUGAUGCUAUUGACAGUCAAAAAAGAACUCCCCUGAUGAUGAGUGUGGGUUUGGGGCAUGUUAAGUGCGUGAACAUGCUCAUAAAGUAUGGAGCGAGUAUCAAUUUGGUCGAUGAAGAUUUACACCCUCCUUUGUUUCGAGCUGUUGUGAAUGGAAGCAGUGAUGUGGUGACACUGCUGGUUCAGGCGGGUGCAAAUGUUACUUGGCAAGACAAGAAAGGGAAAACGGCUGUCCAUCUGGCAGCUGCAAUGGGGCAUCUGGACUGUCUCACAAUCCUGGCUCAGGCAUGCCAUUCUGCUAGUGUUUCACUUGAUACACUCCUGGAUGGUCAACAAUGUUCUGCACUCCACUGGGCUGCGUACAAUGGACGUGCAAACUGUGUGGAAUACUUGUUGCAGUCUUCAUUCAUCACAUCUAUGAAAGGAAACCCCUUUUCGCCUGUUCACUGUGCAUCGUAUCAUGGUAGCAGAACUUGCUUGGAGCUGCUCAUGGGCACAUUUGGUAGCAAAGUUGUUCAUUUGAGAGAUGCUUUAGGAAGAACACCUCUCCACCUAGCUGCAGCACACAAUAAUGCUGCCUGCAUGAAAAUGCUUUUGCAGCAAAAUGCUUCAUUUGAAGCUAGGGAUACCAAUGGAAAAACACCACUUUUAUGUGCAGCUCAAAAUGGACACCUUUGUGCCAUUGAAAUUCUUUUAAGUUGCGGAGCAGAUGUAAAGGCCUGGGACAAUGAAGGAAAUACUGCUCUCCAUCUUGCUUGUGAGAGGCGGCAUACAAGCACUGCCCUUUUGUUGUUAGAAAAUAUGCCAAACCCUGAACACACAGUAGUCAAUAUGGCAAAUAGGGAAUUACGGACUCCAUUGCACUUGUCUGCCAAACAUGGGCUUGUAUCUGUUACACAAGCCCUGCUGGAAAAAGGAGCUUCUGUGGUGGCUGUGGAUGCCUGUGGCCUUAGUCCUGUUUUAGCAUGUGCCCCCAACCUCAAUGUGGCCCAGUGCCUUGCUCUCAUCUUAGCAACAUCACCCUCUUUUUCUGCACUGGUGCCUCUAAGAAUUCUAAACAACCAUGAGCAAAAGGAAAUUACAGAUCUCUGCCCUGAGCAACUGCAGUCUCCUUCUGGUGGUGAUCAGUCCGAUCGAUCUGAGGACUCUGAGUUUUACUAGUGAAUGUUAUAGUUUCUCCAAAUACCCAAACCAAAUGUGUCUGUGUGACAAGUGUAUAAGGUUUUUAAUAAGCUGAGCUUUUGUUUUAUCUCACCA